This is a messenger RNA of Salmo salar (Atlantic salmon), 3194 nucleotides long. RefSeq names its product GTP-binding protein REM 2. The record is from RefSeq and is a predicted model, not a curated record. Lineage: Eukaryota; Metazoa; Chordata; Actinopteri; Salmoniformes; Salmonidae. Gene Ontology annotation, cellular component: plasma membrane. Gene Ontology annotation, molecular function: GTP binding; calcium channel regulator activity; GTPase activity.
CGUGCUAACGUUUUUUUCUGUGCACAAGAAGGGCCGCUUAUUCAUAAUACUCCCAGACGCAGGUGUAGACCAGGCUACCUAUUCAUAUGCUCUGCACUCUUCUUCGAUCAAUACCUACACAUCGAGACCAAGGGGCUUCGGGAGGAAUUACCAGCCGGAGAAUGGUUUCGCAAUGUUAAUUGAUAUUUGGUGCGGUUAUUUUGUGCUCUCUCAUCCAUACUUCCCGAACGCAAAUGACUUGACAUGGAUUGUGGUCGCAGUUAGGGACUUUAUUUAUGAAAAAUAGAGGAAGAAUUUAACACGAUGACUGACCAGUACAGUAUGUUUCUUACCACCGCUCCCCCUCUGAGAAGAGGAAGCACACCUCUACCAAUCAAGCACCAGCUGAGGCGGGAGGAGGCCGUAUCAGAGGACCGUGAUUGUAUAGCAGGGAUUGACGAACCAUCCACACUGCCAAUCAGUGACACUCUUUGCCAGGAUGAAUCAUUUGGUCAGGCGGUGGAGGGGUAUCAUGGGAGUGCUAUAAGGAUCGUACUACUUGGGCAGAAUGGGGUUGGAAAAUCAUCGCUGGCUCUGUCCCUAGCUGGACUGUCAGACAGAUCUCUGUCGGUGGACUCUGAAACAGCCUGUGGAGAAGGCUACGAGCGCACAGUGUCAGUUGACGAUGAGGAGAGUUCAGUCAUCAUUUAUGACAACUGGAAACAGGACCUGUCCACGCUGCAGUGUGAGGUGGUUGUCCUGGUGUUCUCGGUGACUGACAGGAGGAGUUUCCAGCGCACUGCACAGCUCCGCCUCAUCCUCAGGGAGUCACUGCCCCACACUCCCAUCAUCCUCGUGGGCAACAAGAGUGACCUUGUCCGUUGUCGAGAGAUCAGCACAGAGGAGGCCCACUCCAGUGCCAUGAUGUAUGACUGCCAAUAUCUGGAGCUGUCUGCCUCCCUGGACCACGGCACCAUCGAGCUGCUGGAGGGGGCAGUGAAGGCUGCCAGGGGUGACUGCGUGGGACCAGGCUGGACGGAGGGGGACCCCGGGGCGGGGCGCAGGGAGAGCCUGACCAGCAAGGCCAAGCGUUUCCUGACUGGCCUGGUGCCGCGAUCCUACGGCCGAGGAGACAGGGACCGAGGCCAAUACAGGGAGAUGAGCAGGCACCGGGGGAGCAAGAUCCUCCGACAGAAAUCCCGCUCCUGCCAUGACCUCAGUGCAAUGUGACACACCAGACAGACAGUGAGAGGGGAUGGGAGGUGUGUGAAAAGGGGAAGAAUGAAGGAGGACAACAGGGGAUGGGAGAUAAGUUAUGGAGGGGGAAAAGGAAGAGGAGGAUGGUGAGAAGUGUAGAGGAAGAAAGACUAGUGGAAGAUACACAAAGGAGAGAGAGAGAGAGCAGAGGACAACCUGGUUAGAAAUGAGGCAGUACCUGAGGGGGAGAGAAUGAAAGAGAGGUGAAGUCAUCAGAAUUGCAAGAUGAGAUGGAUACGAGACGACUCAUUAUGUAAUGAGAGAGAGAAAAAAACAAUGAAGAGUGAAAUUGGAGAAAGAUUAAUGAAUCAAGUAGGAAAACGGUUAUUGGAAAAUGUGCAAGAUGGAAAAGAAUUGGUCACAAAUUAAUACACCCAAGAGGCAUGUAGUGUCUGAUUAUGUAGAGACUGAUAGAGAUCUAAUGUAGACCUAAUGAUUAUGUAGAGACUGAUAGAGAUCUAAUGUAGACCUAAUGAUUAUGUAGACUGAUAGAGAUCUAAUGUAGACCUAAUGAUUAUGUAGACUGAUAGAGAUCUAAUGUAGACCUAAUGAUUAUGUAGACUGAUAGAGAUCUAAUGUAGACCUAAUGAUUAUGUAGAGACUGAUGGAGAUCUAAUGUAGACCUAAUGAUUAUGUAGAGACUGAUAGAGAUCUAAUGUAGACCUAAUGAUUAUGUAGAGACUGAUAGAGAUCUAAUGUAGACCUAAUGAUUAUGUAGACUGAUAGAGAUCUAAUGUAGACCUAAUGAUUAUGUAGAGACUGAUAGAGAUCUAAUGUAGACCUAAUGAUUAUGUAGACUGAUAGAGAUCUAAUGUAGACCUAAUGAUUAUGUAGACUGAUAGAGAUCUAAUGUAGACCUAAUGAUUAUGUAGAGACUGAUAGAGAUCUAAUGUAGACCUAAUGAUUAUGUAGACUGAUAGAGAUCUAAUGUAGACCUAAUGAUUAUGUAGAGACUGAUAGAGAUCUAAUGUAGACCUAAGUCCCUGUUUAAAAGCAUGAUGUUACACAGUAAAUAGAUUUGCAGAGAUAAGACUUGCCCAGUAGGCUCAUGUAAUUGUAAUAACAACGUCCUGGAUUUACUUCUUAUUGGCCGGAAGCUAUGGUAUACUAUCCUUCUCCUGUGAUCUCCAAUGCAAUGCCCUUUACAAAAGCCUCAUCCAUGCACCUUUUAUACCGAUCAGAUUUAAUGUCGCUGCUGCAUAAUCCCUUUAUAUCAGGUAUUGCUUUUGGAGAUUAUUUUUUUCUGUAGAGCAGGUAGUGCUCAAUAAUCCCAUAGAUGAGAGAACUUGGUUGGAGCAGGUCAUAUAUUACAGGAGCUAUUUUGAAAGUGAAUGUAAACUCAAGUCUUGCGGUUAUAUGGAAUCUGGCCACUUAUCCCACUACACUCUCCUCUACACUGACUCAAUGCUAAACAUCCCUGCACUCAAUCAUGAUCCUAUUUAAUAGGGCAAAGAGAUUAUCCUCACCAGGAUAAACUACAGGCUCUACCUAUAUAUAUGCAGCUACUGCAGAGCCUAGCGAUAAGUAAAUAGCUCUAAAUUAAUAGAAGUAAGGAAUACUUGUAACUAGGGCCCAGACCUGACAGGGAAAACUCUGGCAGAAUCCCCAGACUGGCAGAAUCCACAGACUGGCAAAACCCACAGACUGGCAGAAGCCACAGACUGGCAAGAACCCCAGACUGGUAGUACCCACUCCACUAACUGCUGACUGAGGCUGAGUCAGAGCACAUUGGCUUGCUAGAGGAAAACAGGAAUAUAGAUUAUACAGUGCCUUCGGAAAGUAUUAAGAACCCUUGAUAUUUUUCACAUUUUCUUACGUUACAGCCUUAUUCUAAAAUUGAGUAAAUAAUUUUUUCCCUAAUCAAUCUACACACAAUACCCCAUAAUGACAAAUGUGUUAAAUAAAAAAUGGAAAUAUUCAUUUACAUAAGUAUUUAGACCAUUUACUCAGUACUUUGU